AUGGCACGACGACUGGGAUUGAUUGUCAGUAACAAGACUUUUCUCGACAGAUGGCGUCACAUAGAAAGACCGGGUUCGCAUAGAGAUGCAGUCACCAUGCAGGCACAACUCGUAAAAUUUGGAUUCGUUCCUAUGAUGGAAGGGGAUACGACGAUGGUUCACAAAGACGUGACUAGAGACGACUUACUAGAAUUGAUGAAACGGGCUGCCGGACAGACGAACGUUGAUCUGUUUUUCAUCAUGAUCCUCUCUUACGGAAAGGACGGAGACGUCGUGUGUCACGACAGCGAGUUUCUAGAGAUAGAUCGCAUACUCGAACUUUUUCACGACAGUAGUAGUGGAAAAAAGAUGGUUUUUUUUAUGAGCGACUAUCACGAGGAUACGUGCACCCCCCGAAUACCCAUACAGACUUUCUCCACGACCAAGUUUCCACCAGAAACCGUGUUACAGUUCAGUCCCGUGACGGGAUUCUUGGGUUGGUUGAGGAAGAGAAACGGACGCGUGAAUCGUGGAUUGUCGUACUUUGUGGAAUCGGUUUGUAAGGCGAUUAACAAAGAAUCUUCGUCGGAGUUGAGAAUCUUUUUCGAGCGCGUACACGAAGAGUAUGCCAAGAUCCUAGUAGAAGAAGAAAUAGAACAGUGCGAAGAUUUUCUCAUGCCAGAGGUCCGAUCCUCGCUCACGGAAGAACCUACGUACCCUUAA
Messenger RNA from Pecten maximus, 702 nucleotides. RefSeq lists its product as uncharacterized. Bases 1 to 702 code for a protein of 233 amino acids. Lineage: Eukaryota; Metazoa; Mollusca; Bivalvia; Pectinida; Pectinidae. Gene Ontology annotation, molecular function: cysteine-type endopeptidase activity. Gene Ontology annotation, biological process: proteolysis. The transcript has a single exon. The record is from RefSeq and is a predicted model, not a curated record.